Molecule: messenger RNA, 1938 nt
Organism: Penicillium cataractarum
Lineage: Eukaryota; Fungi; Ascomycota; Eurotiomycetes; Eurotiales; Aspergillaceae
Exons: 1
Coding region: 1-1938 (645 amino acids)
Source: RefSeq, a predicted model, not a curated record
AUGAAUUCACCUCCAAAGCGCCGUAGGACCGGCGAGGGUGUGGGUGUCACUAUUGGCGCGUCGCAGGGCCCCGAACUUAGCAGGGAGUCGCGUUCACCAAGUCGCGCAUCCUUUCAAUCACCCACGAGGGCAAGCCUAGCCAGGUCGCAUCCAGAAGUUCUCGAACGCGCACUCAGCAGGUCUCCCAGCAGACAAUCACCAAGUCGGGACAAUCAAAACAAAAGCCCUCAAAAAGAUGACGCCAGAAGUGUUGGUCUCCGUGAUCGUAAAGCUCUUCGGCCCUCAUUGAAUCCUUCGAGUCCUCUCAAAGCACCGAGAACGUCCGGAUCGCCAAUGCUAUUUUCGCCCAGCAGACGUCCCAGUGGCAUUCAAGCAUUUUCAAAGCCACCUCGCCGACUAUCUAAGAGAAUCUCGGCGACGGACUUUAUCUUUGGCUCGCCCGUCCGCAAACAACCACAACCGAAACAAGACAACCUCUCCAAUACCCCAGAGGACCAACUAGCUCUAGAGCUGGGAACCGCGGCACACGAACCAAACAUGGAUGUUGAUAUGGAUACCAAUGAGCCUGGUGGUGGGCUGGGGGAUGACGACGAUGAUUCUCUGGAGCCAGAUCUACCCCCAACACCAACGCAAUUAGGUCUGGUCAAAGCACCCGAUCGACCAAGGGGACUGCUUAGCAGCAGCCCGAGCGCACGACAUGAGAAACGAAUGAAACGGCAAGCGACAGAUGUGCUUCAAGGAAGCCCAUUGAAAACUUUGAAGUUCCAAUCACCGGUGGAAGAACUCCCAUACGACGAUACGGCUUUUACACAAGAGAAUGUUUCUGCAGCUGUACUCGAGAAAAUGAACUCUCGCAAGAGCCUAGAAGAAGAGCUACGCCGAUUGAAAAACGACGUGGCCGAUCUAAGCAAAUGGGCCGAGAAGGUCGACUCGGGCAUGAAUCUGUCAAGUGACACGAAAGAGUUCAAUAGAUUCUUGAAUCUUCUUGUCGAAGAGUCGGCGCACAUCAAUGAACCAGUGCCACCACGAGCUCCCGUGUCCAUGUCAGCGCUACUCUCCACCCUCCUCCCAUUCUCAGCAAACCUCCCUCGCCCAGCGCCUCAAGCAUCUCCGAUGCCCACAAACCCAUUCGCGCUGAAGGAGACAUCAAAGGCACCAUCCUAUCUAACCGUGUUUUCUCCCUUAACACUUCGAACAAAUUCAAGUCGCACAGCUUCGAAAUCGGCUUCCUUACUGGAGACACACACCUUGACAUUCUCUGCACCAUCCCCAUUCCCAGCAUCAUUAUACAAUGUCUCCGUUGUAUACGAAACCAACCCGGAAACACAGACCGUGACUUCCGUCUCAGUACCAACGGGCAAUGAAAGCAAAAAACGAAGAGUUCCAGAGGCACUCCGACAAUGGAUCGACUCCCGGCUCGAGAACCCCCUUCUCGCGCUUGACGUGGCAACUCUAUGCUGGGGCAUCAAUCGGUAUUGGGAAGCAUCGGUAGCGCGGGCACAGCUCUGGGCGCGAAUUGACAACAACCACGGCAACGGCUCUGCUAAACGCGCCAAGGAGGCUUUCCCGGAAUCUCAAGACGGCAUCAUCACAGUCUCUGAGCUUCGACGUCUAGUCCCGCAUCUUGAGCGCAGCACGAUGGUUGUCAAGGCUGGGUCUUCUAGCAGCAACGCCCCUCGAGUGCUUCUCUCGAAUGCAUUAGUCAUGGACGAGUGGACUGGAGAACCACAGCUCCAACCUGAGCUUAGCGUGUCAGUCUCCGGUGGUGGGACUGGAUCGAGCAAGAAGAUCGACCAGGAGACUAGGAAAUUAUUCCAUGUUCUGCUACGCGAGGAAGGGAUCUCUGCUACUGGUGGAAACGUGACGGGGGGCGUGCAUGCGGAUGCGAUUUUAAGGGCAACUGAGGGUGCCCUCGGUGCUUUGCUACGAAGUGCUUGA